Molecule: messenger RNA, 654 nt
Organism: Theileria orientalis strain Shintoku
Lineage: Eukaryota; Apicomplexa; Aconoidasida; Piroplasmida; Theileriidae
Exons: 3
Coding region: 1-654 (217 amino acids)
Biological process (GO): late endosome to vacuole transport via multivesicular body sorting pathway; vesicle budding from membrane
Cellular component (GO): multivesicular body; ESCRT III complex
Source: RefSeq, a predicted model, not a curated record
AUGGGACGCUUUAAAUUAUUUAACUGUUUCGGUAAAUCAAAGUCUGCCACUAAUGCCCAAAUUUUAAAGUUGAAGGCGCAGCGAGAUGAUUUGGAUCAACAAAAAACUGAGCUCGAGGCCCGGCUUGCUAAUUUUAACGAUUUAUGUUUAAAAUUUCUCAAAGAAAACAACAGAGACCAGGCCUUAUUUAUUUUGAAGAGGAAAGCUCUUGUUUCUAAGCAAUUAACUGUGCUUGAGGAUUUUUCAUUUAAGAUUCUUGAGCUCAUUUCUGAAACUGAGACCGCACUUAUGGAGGCCGACGUCAAUCAUAACUUGGAAAUUGGCGCCAAGCUGCUUGAGGAGAUAAACAAGGAGCUGCAACGGGAGGAGUUGGAGGCCUUUUCCGACUCCGACAAGGAGAACUUAAACGAGCUUGCUGCGAGUCUCGGCGUCGUCAGUCGCAACUUUGAGGUUGACGACCUUGAGCUUGUUCAGGAGCUUGACCUUCUCACCAGCGACUUGCACACCAUAAGCUACGACCACCCUUCCACCAGGUCCACUCCCAAGGAGAAUCCUCAGUUUGACUUGGACUUGUCUCGUCUGAAGUCUCUUUCUCAGAGCAACAGUGUUGCCAACACCACCAACAGGUCCGAGGCCCCUGCUCCCGCUGAGUAA